This is a messenger RNA of Pimephales promelas (fathead minnow), 930 nucleotides long. NCBI's taxonomy places the organism in Eukaryota, Metazoa, Chordata, Actinopteri, Cypriniformes, Leuciscidae. The record is from RefSeq and is a predicted model, not a curated record.
UAUCCUGUUGUCAGUGGUCACUUUGGCUGGCGCUUUCCCUCGCAGCGCCUUUCAACGCGACUUUCACCGACACAUGGCGAAAGAUUUGGAAUCCUCCGGGAAUGGACCAGACGAACCUAUUCGGGGAUCUGUGAGAGUUGUCAAACUAAACCCUCAUCAUUUUAUGCGACGGGCAACCAGUAGUCAUGUGCCGUCCAAAAACUCCCCUAGUCGAGGCGCGUUUCCCGCGUUCUUGGCCCUCGGACGUGCUGGUCCGUCGGCCCUGACCCGUACCAAACCUUCGGGCCUGCUCUCUCCGGUGAGCGCGAGCGGCACCGGCGCAGACGCGAGGAGAAAACAGGGUCUCGAGAUGUGGCAGAAAGUCAUGCACAAAAGCGAGCGAAGCAAAGAGGCCGUGGCGCUGCCCAUCAAGCCCAAAGACAUGUCCAAGCAGAGCUGUGCCGCGGUGCCCUUCACACAGCGCAUAACGGAGGACGGCUGUGAGACGGUGACCGUUCACAAUCAUCUCUGCUUCGGUCAGUGCAGCUCCAUGUUCGUCCCGUCCAGUGGAGAGGUUCGUGCACCAGGAGCUCCGUGCACGCGCUGCGGCCCCUCUAAAUCGCGCUCCGUGCGCGUGCCUCUGCGCUGCGGGACUGAGGUGCGCGAGAGGCGCGUAAUGGUCGUCGAGGAGUGCAAGUGCGAAACCAGCAGUGAAGAGGUCACAGUGCAGAACACAGAAAUGCAUCAUUUAUAACUGAGAAGAGCUCAGCGUCCAUGUGUGGCGGUGUCUGCUGGCAUCAGCAUAACUGUGUUCAUUUACCCUGAGAGAACAGGAGACAUAAGCUCUGUUCCAGCGCCUAGUGAGCUGCCUACGUUUUAAGGCAUCAUAUGUGUGUUCCCGACACGAAAGCUGUUCCAAAAGGUAGGCAGUGUAAUUAUGCUGGCUUCUUA